Messenger RNA from Rhododendron vialii, 1746 nucleotides. RefSeq lists its product as uncharacterized. Bases 364 to 1581 code for a protein of 405 amino acids. Gene Ontology annotation, cellular component: cytosol; cytoplasm. Lineage: Eukaryota; Viridiplantae; Streptophyta; Magnoliopsida; Ericales; Ericaceae. Gene Ontology annotation, biological process: gluconeogenesis; fructose 6-phosphate metabolic process; fructose 1,6-bisphosphate metabolic process. The transcript is spliced from 3 exons. Gene Ontology annotation, molecular function: fructose 1,6-bisphosphate 1-phosphatase activity. The record is from RefSeq and is a predicted model, not a curated record.
UCUACGUCGCAAAUGGCCAUGACGUGGAUCACACGUGGAAAGCAACUGACAGCUGACUUCGAACUUGGAUGGACACCUCAUUGCUCCCUCACCCUCCCCAUCACGUGACUGAUCCACCUCAUUUAUAGGGAUAAACUGAACAUCUGGAAAUCCCAACAGCACUAUCCGUUAAAACCUUCCUCAUCCUCGAUUCAACUUACAAACAAUCCAAGGUUCCAAGAAAACCACAAUCCUCCCCAAAUUCACAUUUUCCUUUCUAAUUUCCCGGGAAAAUACAAUCCUCAUCCCUCUCAGAUGACACCAAUUUCCACAACCGAAAACCCAACACACCCCCAUCAUCUCAUCAGCUGAGGAAAACCCAUAAUGCAAUCAACAGUCACACUCUCAAUUCCGACUAACUCCAAUCUUUCCCGCCUUUUUCAGAGAAACCCACAUAUUUUCCCGCCCAAAAAAAGGGUUUUCGUUGAAGGUUACAGCAUUUGCGGGCCAAGCAUGGCUUCCUCUAUUGGAGGGUUUAGGGUUGGUUCACAAAUGGGCGGUGGUGGUGAAAGCGGGUUUUGUACAUUGAUGGAGUAUGUGGGAAAAGGAAGGGCAGAUGUGGGUGAUGACUUGGUGGUUCUGUUUGCUCAUUUACAGUAUGCUGCCAAGAGAAUUGCAUCCCUUGUGGCUUCUCCUUUCAAUUCUAGUCUAGGGAAGCAGGCCGGUAUUGGUGGUGGUGGUGGUGGUGGUGGUAGCGGUGGUGGGUCUGAUAGAGAUGCCCCUAAGCCGCUUGAUAUCGUCUCAAAUGAGAUCAUUCUGUCCUCUUUGCGGAAUUCCGGUAAAGUUGCUGUAAUGGCUUCAGAAGAAGAUGACGAGCCAAUCUGGUUAACUGAUAGUGGCCCAUUUGUGGUGGUCACAGAUCCUCUAGAUGGGUCGCGGAAUAUAGACGCUUCCAUUCCCACCGGAACUAUUUUUGGAAUUUACAAACGACUUGUAGAAAUAGAUCAUCUGCCUGUGGAGGAGAAAGCAGUGCUUAAUUCACUCCAGAGUGGCACCAGGCUUAUAGCUGCUGGCUAUGUUCUCUAUUCAUCCGCCACUAUCCUCUGCACCAGCUUUGGUUCAGGAACACAUGCAUUCACUCUGGACCAUUCAACGGGAGACUUCAUUCUCACACAUCCAAGCAUUAAAGUUCCUCCUCGAGGACAAAUCUAUUCUGUAAAUGAUGCACGCUAUUUUGACUGGCCUGAUGGUUUAAAGCGAUAUAUUGACACCAUGAGACAAGGCAAAGGUAGGUACCCUAAGAAGUACUCAGCACGUUAUAUAUGUUCUCUUGUUGCUGAUUUCCAUCGGACUCUCAUGUAUGGUGGAGUGGCAAUGAAUCCGAGGGACCAUCUUCGUCUUGUCUAUGAAGCAAACCCUCUUAGUUUUCUUGUAGAACAAGCUGGGGGUAGGGGUUCUGAUGGUAAAAGUAGAAUCUUAUCACUUCAGCCAGUCAAGCUGCAUCAACGACUUCCAUUGUUUUUGGGGAGUUUGGAGGAUAUGGAAGAGUUAGAGAGUUAUGGGGAUGUUCAACAGAAAGUAAAUCCUGGGUAUGAAGUCUAAUGUUUUGUGACAGUCAGAGGUUACGAUAUUGCGACUUCACAAGUAUGCGGUGAAUGAGAUGCAGAUGGUUUGUGAUGUAAUUGCUCUCUUCUUUUUCUAAACUUUGUCAGAACCAAACGGAGUAGGACAUUUUUGGGCAUGAAUGGCAGAUGGUUUGUGAUGUAA